AUUAUUAUUAUUGAAAUUAGUGUUCGAAACCACACCCUAAAUUUGUUUAUAAUUUUGUGUACGAAAAAAUAAAAAGAAUUCGAAUUAUUUUUUUAUUAUCCCAUUGAUUAUCAAAAUUUCGAAUAUAUGGCUGAUGAAACCGAAGAAUCUUUUCACUCCACCGAGCAGACAACCAAAAUUGAGACGGAACCUGAAAAUACAAAAGAUGCUGCUCCAACUGAAUUAACACCAACACCUGCUUCUUCUUCUCCUAAGCCAAUGACCUCCUUCAACGAACAUGAAAUUUUAGCUGAACAAUUUGAAAAUUAUUUGCGCAUUGCCCAGGCUCUAAUGAAAACUCUAAAGCGACCCAAGGAUAUUGAAAUUUGUACGAAUCUUUUGCGCAAAGUUCAACGGCUCAAUGACAGCAAACAUUUGGAGGUGAAACGUAAUAAUAACGCCUUCUUUCGUUAUUGUCUAAAAGUGCUAAAGUGGACUAGUGACAAUCAACCUUUGGAAUUAUAUCAAUGUUGGUAUCGCAAUAAGGAUACUGUUGAGGGACCUACAGAAUCACGCACUUGGUUGGAGAAUAACAAAUCCUACAUGGCUUUAAAGUUUCUAAAAGAUGGCACGAAUAUUAUAUACGCUGCCGUGGCCGAUGAUCCAGCGGCAGGUUGGCAAGAUGGUGGUUUGAAUAUAUUGGCAAAGCGGGGAGCUUGUUCGAGGAAUUAG
This is a messenger RNA of Calliphora vicina (urban bluebottle blowfly), 711 nucleotides long. RefSeq lists its product as uncharacterized. Lineage: Eukaryota; Metazoa; Arthropoda; Insecta; Diptera; Calliphoridae. The transcript has 2 exons. The record is from RefSeq and is a predicted model, not a curated record. Bases 127 to 711 code for a protein of 194 amino acids.